This is a messenger RNA of Drosophila innubila, 1157 nucleotides long. Its product is annotated as ficolin-2-like. The transcript is spliced from 2 exons. Bases 49 to 972 code for a protein of 307 amino acids. The record is from RefSeq and is a predicted model, not a curated record. Lineage: Eukaryota; Metazoa; Arthropoda; Insecta; Diptera; Drosophilidae.
GACGAUCUCAAAACGGAACUGGAACAGCAGAAAAUAAAUGGAGUUGGUAUGGAGUCCAACAUUCAACUUCUCAAAGCACAACUGGAACAACAGAAGAAGGAUAGUCUUGAAAAGGAGUCGAACAUGAAACUCCUUAAAACAGAGCUGGAACAACUGAAAACAGAUGGCGUUGAUAAAGAAUCGAAAAUUCACUUUCUUACAGCGGAGCUGGAGCGUCAGGGAAAAUUGAUUGGUGAUCUUAACAUGCAAUUAAAUAAUCAAUCUCUUAGAGAAGAGCAGAAACGACAGGGAAAGCUGAUAGAGGAACUUGUUCAGGAAUCGAAGAAACUCCAUUUGAUGCUCCACCCUCCGAAUUGUACCGAUGCUAAGUCCAGUGGGAUUCACGAAAUACUCAUCACCAAGUUUAGCAGUCAACCUUUCAAAGUGGCCUGCGAUGCAGAAACUCGAGGGGGAGGCUGGACGAUUAUCCUGAGGAGGAUGGAUGGAACUGUCGACUUCUAUCGCAACCGGGCUGCAUACAAAGAGGGAUUUGGAGAUUUAAAUGGCGAGUUCUUCUUAGGACUCGAUAAAAUUCACGCAUUGACGGAAGAAAGGAACCAGGAAUUACUUGUUGUCCUAGAGGACUUCGGAAGACACAAAGCUUAUGAGUUGUAUGACAGCUUUGCAAUCGGCGAUGAAAAUCAACAAUAUGUCUUACACACUCUGGGAAAUGCGACUGGAGAUGCGGGUGAUUCACUCUCUUAUCAUCGUGGCAUGAAAUUUAGCACCAAAGAUCGAGAUAAUGAUAAUAAGAAAGACGACAACUGCGCCGUAAACUUCCCUGGCGGCUGGUGGUACAAUGGGUGUCUCGAUAGCAACUUGGCAGGGAAGUUCAAUGCUAACAGAUGGGCCAGGGACGUCAGUUGGAACUCUUUUAAGGGUGAAGGGUACUCCCUCAAAAAAGCAGUCAUGAUGAUUCGGCCAACGAAUUAAAUUCUAAGACUCUACAACGUUUGAAAUCUGUUCGAUCUGCUCAAAUGUAUAUUGCGAUACCUCAAAACAUAUUCUAUUAAACAUGUUUGUAGAUAGUUUAAUUAUUUAUUUUUUAUGAAAUCUUUAUUUCAUGUAUGUUGAUUGAAUGAAACGACUGCGAAGAUAUGUGUACUGGGCAACUAACA